GCCAAGAUAGUAUAGCCAGAAUGUAAUGGAAUUUAAGAGCUAUGUGCAGAGAUUGAAAGAAACAAAAGGUUCAAUAUCGCGUGUUAUGUGAAACACCGACGCCCAAUUUAAGAUCAGCCCGUGCGAUAAUUUAGGCACAUUAAAUUUUAAUCCAAUUCUAAUUAGGUCCGUCUGUGGAUUUUACGUGGCGUCAUGGAUUUGAAUUUUUCUUCUUAGGAAUGAAACAAAACUACAAUCAGUGUAUAAAAAAACAACAUCAUAUUGCAAACUAAGUGAAAAUCAUGGAUAUAAACAUGGAUCCAGAUUUUGAGGUUGGAGAUAAUGUUCGAGCGCCUCCUCACACCAAAAUACGAGAUAUUUUCCUAGAGGAUGAUACCCUGACACUAUGGAAGCCUUCGAAUGAUGGAAAACAGUACUAUCUCAUACCAGGCACAUUGAAAGACUCGACCUUGACCCCUGUGCUACAGUCGUAUUACACCAAGUUCGACUGUGUGACGAGUACGCUCACUUUUGACGAUGCUGUGCCAAUUUUCGCGAGCCAAAGCACAACUCUCCGGCCGACCGAUGAUUACAGUGUGUUGAGAGACUAUCACAAAAUCCAAGGUCUGUGGUUUAAGCCCGAUUUGGAAGAAAGGUUGGGCCCGGACGAUGAAUCUUCCUUGGGCAACAUCAAACUGUCUAUUUCGCUGGCCACACAUGACAAUGAAAGUAUAUUUUCCAACAUGAAUAUUUAUUUCUUGGAGGUGUUAGACUACCCGGCUGAGGAUAAAUCCGUUUCUCGUCUUCUGGUGACGAAGACGCGCCAUAAUGAGUUUGAAAAAUACGACAUGUUUAAACCAGGGGGCCCGAUUUACAUGACAGAAAGUACGGAAGUAGAGGAAGCCAUUGACAUACAUUAUUUACGUGUGUGCACAAACUUCGCCGGAAAGAAAUGGCGUCAUGAGGUUGAAUUUAUGUUGGAGGAAGACCCAUGGCCGAUGUGCAAAAUAAUUCCAGUGAAUAACAGGUGUAAAAAGCGUCCGACCAUCACGGUCGUUCGGGAGCUUGGAAUAAGCCUCCCGUGUCGCUACAUGGGUGCGAGCUGGCGGGAGACGCUUGCUGGGCUGUUCGUCUGGUCUUUGCGGACGCAUGUCGUCUGGCUUGUUUUUGAGCGGCUCCAUGACAAAGUCAAGCUGGCUUUAGACAGGGCAACAGGUCACGUGAAUAUAAAGGAGGUUAUUCACACUGAAUGUCCCAUUGUUUGCAAAACAUUGUUUGAUACUUACGAGCUAUUGUCUACAUUCAUCGCGAAAUGUGAAAACGAGCAGGAUUUGAAGGACCUACUUGAAAUAUUCCUGUCCAUGCACAGAUGUGACGAUGGAAACUGUUCACUCGUCUCGCUUAAGUCGCUGAACGCGGCUCAUGUGCUGCCCGGCAUCCUCUUCCUAUUAGAGAAAACGAUCGCGUGCGCGUCCCCGCAGUUCCGCUACGGACUGACGUCAACCGUCAUGCCCUGGGCCGUCAUGGGCUAUUACUGCUCAGAUCUGAAAAUCAGGAGCCAUCGAAAGAUGGUGAUUUUCAUAAGCCAACUUCCGGGAGUCAACACAGCCCUACACGGACGCCCCGGCUCCCCAAUGUCUCCGGAAAAUGGAAGGGCGCCCAGUUCUGGCUACGGCAGUGCGGCCGUCACCCCUCGCUCCCUCUACAUUAUCCCGCCCUUGUUCCGUCGGCGCCGAGGCUCACAGUUUUCGUCCGUGUCAAGUGUUGACUCACCAUGACAAGGGAAAUUAUGAUUGUCUUCGUGGCUAGCGCGGAAAUCAUAUAGUGAAUCGCUACAAUGGAUUUGAAUGAUCGUGAAUAUACAUAAAUUCAUAUUGAUAUAAUUAUUAGAAGUAGUAUGUUCAUUCUCACAUUCCAAUAUUAUAUCAGAUCAUCAACACUACGUGAGCAUUCGCGCAAAAGCAUGUUGAUCAAGGAUCAACCUUGGGUCUGCAAGGAUCUGUGCGUGUUUUCAAGGCAAGAAAGUUGCAUGUUCGUGCUUGAUUAUCUAUAGCUCACCUGAGCUCGAACUUCGCUAGUGAGCAGUCUGUAUCGUCGUCCGUCAGCUUCCGUCAAUAUUUGGUUUCAAAUUACGUUAUCUCAGAAACUAUAUAUAAACAACUGGCUAAAGCUAGCACAUUAGGUAUAGCACAAUCUGCCAAUAUUGCACAUACAAAAAUGGCGACUCUCGAGUCCAAACUGUCCCCGCCUAAGAGGUCACGGGUUUCAUUCACAGUCAUUUGAUAUUUGAUAGGAAUGAACUACUUACAUUUUGUACUGAGUAAUUGUUUUUGUUGGUGUUUUUGUUGUUAUUAUUUAUAUACAUGUACAACGAAUUAUUAUCUUGUAGGCUUUUACUUUUAUAAACUAUUAGAAUAAAAUUCACUCUUAUGUG
Molecule: messenger RNA, 2413 nt
Organism: Mya arenaria
Lineage: Eukaryota; Metazoa; Mollusca; Bivalvia; Myida; Myidae
Exons: 2
Coding region: 282-1757 (491 amino acids)
Source: RefSeq, a predicted model, not a curated record